Saccostrea cuccullata (small rock oyster) is the source of this 1416-nucleotide messenger RNA. RefSeq names its product dentin sialophosphoprotein-like. The record is from RefSeq and is a predicted model, not a curated record. The coding region runs from base 1 to 1416 and encodes 471 amino acids. Gene Ontology annotation, molecular function: protein binding. The transcript has 4 exons. Lineage: Eukaryota; Metazoa; Mollusca; Bivalvia; Ostreida; Ostreidae.
AUGUUAAUUCAGAUAAUUGGUGGUGAACGAAGAGAGGCGGGAAAGCUGACAGACUUAAUGCCAGAUAAAUUGACUCUUAGGGAGGCUCAUGUACAUGUUGCAUCUUCUGUGACAGCCAAGACUGCUGCCAAAUACACUUCUGCUGGACAGCACACUGCCACUACUGUUCCCUCUGUGACAGUCAAGGCUCCUGUCAAUUCCCCUUUGAAUAAAGAGAGUGUUGUCACUACUGGAAGAGUCAAAGCUGUGACAGUGAAGGAUCCUGCUAAUUCUAAUGCUUGUACAGAGAAAGCUGUCACAACUGGAACAGACAAACUUAAGACUGUGAAAGUCAAGGAUCCUGCUAAUUCCCAUUCUUGUACAGAGAAAGCUGUCACAACUGGAACAGACAAACUUAAGACUGUGAAAGUCAAGGAUCCUGCUAAUUCCCAUUCUCGUACAGAGAAAGCUGUCACUACUGGAACAGUCAAGGAUGUGAAAGUGAAGGAUUCUACCAAUUCCCAUUCUUGUACAGAGAAAGCUGACACUACAGGAAAAGACAAGCUGGCUGUGAAAGUCAAGGAUUCCGCUAAUUCCAAAACUCAUACAGAGAAAGCUGUUACUACUGGAACAGACAAGGCUGUGAAAGUCAAGGAUCCUGCUAAUUCCCAUUCUUGUACAGAGAAAGCUGUCACUACUGGAAAAGACAAGACUGUGAAAGUGAAGGAUUCUACUAAUUCCAAUGCUCGUACAGAGAAAGCUGUCACUACUGGAACAGUCAAGGCUGUGAAAGUGAAGGAUUCUACUAAUUCCCAUUCUCGUACAGAGAAAGCUGUCACUACUGGAAAAGACAAGGCUGUGAAAGUCAAGGAUCCUGCUAAUUCCAAUGCUUGUACAGAGAAAGCUAUCACUACUGGAAAAGACAAGGCUGUGAAAGUCAAGGAUCCUGCUAAUUCCCAUUCUCGUACAGAGAAAGCUGUAACUACUGGAAAAGACAAGGCUGUGAAAGUGAAGGAUUCUACUAAUUCCAAUGCUCGUAUAGAGAAAGCUGUCACUACUGGAACAGUCAAGGCUGUGAAAGUGAAGAAUACUGCUAAUUCCCAUUCUCGUACAGAGAAAGCUGUAACUACUGGAAAAGACAAGGCUGUGAAAGUGAAGGAUUCUACUAAUUCCCAUUCUCGUACAGAGAAAGCUGUCACUACUGGAACAGUCAAGGCUGUGAAAGUCAAGGAUUCUACUAAUUCCCAUUCUCCUACAGAGAAUGAUGUCACUAUUGGUCCCUCUAAGACAGUCAAGACUCAUGCCAUGUACCCCUGUGAUGAACAGAGAGCUGUCAGUGAAAGGGGCCAGUCUGGGAAACGGAAGAGGCGACGCCGCCAUUUCACUCCUUCAAAAAGGCUAAAGUCUGCUUCGCUGACUCCAAUGGAGAUCGAUUGA